ACGACGAUGGUUUUGGUUUGGCCAACCCUUGAAGUAGAACACGUACCAUUUAUUUUAGUGUCGUCUCUAUCUUAAGCAGAAACAAUUAGUACGCAGAAUCACAAGACGGAGCAAUCGCAAACAAGAUGCCAACAACUGUAAGCAUGUUUCUUCCUACUGGUCGAGGAAAAGCUUUGGUAGCAAUUUUUGUCCUGGCGAUUGUGUCCCGCCCAUUCUACAGUAUUGCUUUCCAUCCACAGAGCACUAUCCUCAGCAAUCAUCGGCAUUAUCAUCCUGUGUCAACGACUCUUGCGAGACACAAUGGUAGCUGCGGGAAGCGCCAACCGUUCCCGGRCAGAUUGGCAACAAAAGCGAGGACGCUCGAAACCAAAAGGACGGUGCUGCAUGUGUCACCGGAAGUGCUCGCCGGUGCUGCCUCUCUGGUUGCGGGGUUUGCUGGUUGGCUGUACAUCGAUGGGRCGGGCGACAGGAACCGGCGAAAACUCCGCGAAGAAGAAGCGGCACGGGUCAAGGCGAUCCAGGAGGAACGGGCGAAACGGGCCUACAUCGAACCAAAAGAAUACUGGACCGAGGCUGAGCUUGCCCCGUACGACGGAUCCAACGACGAAGACGGACCCAUUCUUCUUGCAGCGGAUGGAUUGGUCUUCAAUGUUUACAAGGGCCGGAAUUUCUACCUGCCCGGUUGUGAGUACCACAUCUUUGCGGGCCGGGAUGCAACGCGGCUGCUGGCUCGCAACAAGGUCGAAGAAGAAACGGAAGAGGAAGCCAACAAGCCCUUGAGCAUAGCGGAUCGUGCCUUUCUUGCCACCUGGAUCUAUACGUUCAAGGGAAAGUACGAUAUUGUUGGGAAACUAGAAGGAUUCGACCVCGAGUCAACAGCCAUGUGAUGCUGCUGUACACUAACAUCCA
Pseudo-nitzschia multistriata is the source of this 909-nucleotide messenger RNA. The record is from the annotation of a GenBank genome assembly. NCBI's taxonomy places the organism in Eukaryota, Bacillariophyta, Bacillariophyceae, Bacillariales, Bacillariaceae.